AUGGCCACCAGCCAGUCGUCCGCCGCAUCAGACGAGCCUCUCGCCAGCACCUCCCAUUCGCGAUCCUGCAAGGUCAAUGACAAGCAGUACACCAUCACAGCCGACACCAGAGUCUUCAAGAACGACGACUUCACCUGCUGCACAGACUAUGAAACCGACCUGUACAUCCAAGAGGCAGGUGGCCAGCGUCUAAAGCUCGGAACCGUGUUGAACCUUCCUGCCGACUACGAAGGCGACGUCCGGGUCCACGCAUCCAAGAAGGACAAGUUGACAGACACUCAGAAGAUCUUUCAACUUUUGUUCGACCGCACCAGCCAAAAGCCGAAGGAACGCUUCGAUGAAGAUUUCAGAAACCUUCUCAACUCCAAAAAUCUCCACUUCAUCGCCUUCUUCUGCCUGGAACCAGAGUUGCGAAGAAAGGGAUUGGCCAAGGAGGCGAUGCUCACCUACUUGGACGGCAUCGACCAGAUGGGCGGCGAAUACGGCUACCAAGGCGUAGUCUUUCUCUCACCCGGGCCGAUCACAGACGAGACCGACAAGAUGAAGGACGCCGGCCAGAAGGUGAAGUCCUUUGUCGAGACCGUGGCAGACCUGAUGCUGUCCUACUCAAAGGCGGGCUAUGAAAGCCUCUUUGAAGAGUACAAAGACCUCCACGGCGGCAUCACGAUCAUGAUUCGCACCACCAGCCAGGUCGAUCAAGACGAUGAUGGUGAUGUGGAAAUGAGCGAUGUGGAGGAGGGAGCUUCAAGACAGGGAAGUGUGCCAAGGCCUGCGGUGACAAGAAGGAGCGAGGACUUGAGCAUUGUGGUGGAAGCGCUGAGCGGAGAAGAAAGCGAGCUGGUGCGCCAGACGCUUGCAGCAGCAGAAGAGGAGGAAGAACUUCUCGUCUACAACGCCGACGCCAUCGAACAUGACAGUACAUCCGCAGCCAUCGUUGCCGAAACCAGCGAAACCAACCCUAUUCCAACCACCUCCAGUCGUGCGAUCAAUAGCCCCCCACCCCUGCCUCAACCACCCCGUAGAUCCACACGACGAGCCCAACAGAGAUCAAACGAUCCACGUGAUGGAACACGACGAGGGAUCUCGGAUCGUGAGAUUGCCAAUCUUGAAGAGUACAUCGACAAUCCCGAUCCACGGACAGGUGUGUUCGAACACGACAACUACGUUAUGUACCGUUGGCGUGGUCGUUGGUAUCUACUUGAGAGGGACACUCCCGAGGAGUGGACAGCAGGAGCGAUGCUGCGGAGGUUCACCGCUGGACGUCUGGUGUGGGAGGGAAACGAGGCAGAGACCGUCUCAGAAGUCAACAUAUUGUCCCUACAAAGACAUGUCUCACCAGGUUGCUUUGUCUCCGCGAAAAUAUCAACAAGCCUGCCGGCGCAUAUCGAACUUGGCUCCUCGUGCUUCGAAGAAUAUCCCUCUGCGACCCCUGUGGUCGUUUUGCCAUCGAAGAACCAAACCUCAACCAGAAGAAUGGCGAUUCGCAAGCGGACAGCAACGACCGCAGGCCUGGAGCCCGGUCCCUCCGACCCUCCGCAGACGAGACGAACGACUCAAAUCGGCAGCGCCCAGGUGGUAGAGCACCACACCAUCCAAGGCGAGGACUGCCGAAUCACCGUCGAUGUCACCUCCACCCAGCAUCGACAGGACCCUCCUUGCGUGAAGACCAUCCAUGCAGCGUUCUCGCUUCGCCGGCCGAAGAAACCAAUCGUGCAACUCGGCUUCCUCGAGGGUGAAAUCGUCGACAAGUCCUACAAGGAGAUGGAUUGUGACACUGCGGCUUGGCUCAAGCUUCUCACCCCACCGACGGACUACGAUGGUAAUCUCAAGACCUUCGCCAUCGAAGGUGACAAAGUGACUGACUUCCAGAAGGCCCUCAUCGCACUCCACACCCAGAAAGGUGAGUUGCGAUCCGACUUCGCACACAUCAAAGACCAGUUCUCGUCGGACAAGAUCAACUACAUCUGUCACUUCGAGCUGAAGCCCGCGUUCCACGGUGGGGGGUUCUCUCAGAUCGUGAUGGCAGGAUACCUCACUGCCCUCGGCAAGCUCGACCACGGUCACGGGUUCGAGGGAAUCGUCCUCCUCUCUCCAGCCGGCAUCGUCUCUGCCACCGUAGCCAAGGAGAAGAUAGCUAAAAGGGCUCUGGACUGGUUCGAGAUCGUGGAGAUGCUGAUAGCCUUCUACACCAGGUGCGGGUACGAGACCAUCCUUCGUGCAAAGAAGGAUUUGAAGAAGGGCAUGUCAAUCACGGGCCAAAUCAUCCCUCGCCCCACCGCUGGUCUCCCGACUUCCACGAUAUUCCCCCCGCGGCCGAAGAAGACCAAGUCCGAGGCCGAAGUUGAUGCUCUCAAGAUCGAAAUCCCCGACAAAUCUCUCACGACUGCGGCGGCUGACAAGUCCUACCUCUGGCACGGCCGGUACUACGCACGCACUCCCGACACCGACCCAGCCUGGAUUGCGGAAGGCCAAAGAGGCCCACGCCGCGUCCAGCACACUCACGGACUCAUCGAUCCCACCAAGGAAUACACCGUUCGCGCCAUCGUCGCGGAGACAACUACGCACUACUUGAUCAAGUGGGAAGAUGACGCGGCCACAGGUGAGUCGUACGACGAUACGUGGGAGCCAAUGGGCAACGCUAACGCCGCUGCAGUUGCCGAUUGGGAGGCUGGCAAGAGCGAGGUCGUGGUUGGUGACGACGAUGGGGAGAGUGCUGGUGAGUUGUAG
Zasmidium cellare ATCC 36951 is the source of this 2727-nucleotide messenger RNA. RefSeq lists its product as uncharacterized. NCBI's taxonomy places the organism in Eukaryota, Fungi, Ascomycota, Dothideomycetes, Mycosphaerellales, Mycosphaerellaceae. The coding region runs from base 1 to 2727 and encodes 908 amino acids. The record is from RefSeq and is a predicted model, not a curated record. The transcript has 3 exons.